AUGCCUCACGUGGCAGAGCUGGUAGAAAGGACAGGGGACACUCGAUAUAUAUCGAACCUUGACCUGGCAAAGGGGUACUGGCAGAUUCCAGUAGCCAAGGAAGACUGGCUGAAGACAGCGUUCGGCACCCCGUGGGGACUGAACGAGUUCUUUAGAAUGCCCUUCGGGUUGCAUGGCGCCGCCGCAACGUUCCAACGCCUGAUGGACCAGAUCCUGGCACCCCAUGCCGAGUAUGUGGCGGCGUAUAUAGAUGAUAUAGUUAUAUACACCCGAACCUGGGAGCAGCACAAGAGCGCCCUUCGAGCCAUCCUCACGGAAUUGAGGCACGCUGGCCUGACGGCAAAUCCUCAAAAGUGUGCCCUGGCUUAG
This is a messenger RNA of Alligator mississippiensis (American alligator), 369 nucleotides long. RefSeq lists its product as uncharacterized. The transcript has a single exon. The coding region runs from base 1 to 369 and encodes 122 amino acids. The record is from RefSeq and is a predicted model, not a curated record. Lineage: Eukaryota; Metazoa; Chordata; Crocodylia; Alligatoridae.